Leptinotarsa decemlineata (Colorado potato beetle) is the source of this 1706-nucleotide messenger RNA. RefSeq names its product alpha-ketoglutarate-dependent dioxygenase AlkB (gene AlkB). NCBI's taxonomy places the organism in Eukaryota, Metazoa, Arthropoda, Insecta, Coleoptera, Chrysomelidae. The record is from RefSeq and is a predicted model, not a curated record. Gene Ontology annotation, biological process: oxidative RNA demethylation. Gene Ontology annotation, cellular component: nucleus; cytoplasm. Gene Ontology annotation, molecular function: oxidative RNA demethylase activity; broad specificity oxidative DNA demethylase activity; ferrous iron binding.
ACUACUAUCAAAUGAAUUCCACACUAUCUGGCCACACUGAUCAUUCUGAAAAUAAUUUGAAUGCUCCGUUAUUUUCUUUAAGUGUGGAGUAUGUCUUCUUUCAUUGACGCCGGUAAAUCCGUGGAGGGUAAGGUUAACAUCCUGCAGGACUUGGUGGUGCAGCGAUCACGGCUACCAGAGGAUAUCGUAGACUUCCUAACGGUAUUCCAAGUUGGACCUCUACUUAGCCCCCUUCCUGAAGAAGCUGUUUUGGUGACGGCUACAAGACCCGGAUGCAGCUGGAAGAAGAAUGUUCGUUCGACUACCCCUUCUUCUGAAACGAAGAGCACCACCAAAGGUGCGAAGAGUGUCAGCAAGAGAGCGGCAGCAAGCGAUAGUGUUGAUGAGUUUGCUGCUCCCGAACCGGCUAAGAAGAGGAGGCCCGCCGCUAAGUCAAAACAAGUGGAGCCGUCGGUGAAGCCAAAGCAGUCGAAGCUGCAGAAGUACAUGAAGAGGUGGGAUGAGAGUAGCCCUUAUCGACGGCCGCCAAUGAUCUCGACCCUCUGACGGGCCCUUUCUACGUCGGAUACCACUAUCUCGAAGGCUAAAGCGGCCAAGACGAAAAAGCAGCCACCGACGGUGCCGCAGAUGUCAACUGUUGCGUGCAACAUUGAGCCAGCCACCACGUUGUCUUUUGAUACCACAGCCAAGCCAUAUGAUCAACCACUAGCCAGCUCCAUAGCACCUCCGCCACCGAUGCCUGCGCCAAAUGUUCAGGAGGUAAUUUCUGCCCAACCCUCUGGCAUCGAGGUGGAGUUACCAUCGUCGCAGAGGAGUUACAGCUUAGUCUAGGACGUGCUUGAACUCAGCAGAAUAUGCCAUGAGAGGAAGCCAAAGCUGGUAACGAUCCGGGACAGCGACGAAAAAUUGGCGGAAAUUGCAGCACGUAAGCGACGAUUUGAAGUUCUACAGGCGCAGGUAGUCGAACGGAAACGGCGUUUGUUGACCGAAUUGUCUGAGGUGGAAAUCAGCAUCAAUGGAGUGGAAGAGGAGUACCGUGUUGAGGGUGAUUUAACAAAUCGAUAUCCCUUGGAGGUCGACGAAAUGAGCGACCGUGUGAAGGCUCUCAAGGAUCAGAUCAGGAAGGGAGUUGACGACGUUGUAACAUAACCUUCAUUUAUCCUAGAUCCUUUUUUUAUGGAUUACAUAUGAGUUGGUUGGUUUGUGUAUACGGCACUGCGUGGCAGUGAUAUGGGACCUAUUUCCCAAGUAGACGAAUGAUGAUGAUUCCAACGAUGAAGAUUUUCCUGACCCACCAAUCCUCAUCGAGGAUAGUCCACCACCAUCUCCUAUCCCCAUAGAAUAAUCAUAUUCCUGAUCCUUUCCUAGGAGUACACAUAUUGUUGGUUGGUGUACACAAGGCACUGCACGGUUGGGGCAGUGUCUACUCCUCCCUACAUCCCAUCAUUCCCGAACUAUUUUACAAUUACCCAGACGACGGCCUUCCUAUCCUCAUUGAAUAAUCGAUCAUUCUUUCAAAGUAUACUUACUAAAGCUUGUUAAAGAUUGUUGUAAAUAUUUUGCAGUAUUUAAAAAUAUAUACUCUGGUUGCUAUAUACGGGUUGUGGCAGCAUUUAUACUUCCAAUCCAAUCAUGUUCUAGUCAUAUUCAAUAUGUAGAAUAAAUUAUAUUUAUAGUACAAAACUAAGUUCGAAAUGUUAUAUCUG